Molecule: messenger RNA, 9056 nt
Organism: Bursaphelenchus xylophilus (pine wood nematode)
Lineage: Eukaryota; Metazoa; Nematoda; Chromadorea; Rhabditida; Aphelenchoididae
Source: the annotation of a GenBank genome assembly
AUGGCCCAACUCCUUUUCGGGGCCCUGUUUCUCUUGCUGUUGGGCCGCCUCGACGCCGGCUUCACCGCCGGCGUCGACGAUCCCACCGCGUGGAGCAAUCGACGCGUCUCCUGGCAGCCCAUCGAGAGCUAUGAGGAGGAGGUGGCGAGGCUGAGGCAGAGCCAGGACCAAUGCGAUCCCGCGAAACCCUGCAAGGACGGGUUGAUUCUGCCUGUGUGGAGUCCGGUGGUAAGUUUGGGGAUUUGAAACGGUGAUUUUGGAAAAAUUGGGGAAAUGGGGGUAUCAGAUUGUCGGGGAAAUAGUGAGGUUUCAGUUUGUCGGGAAAAUAAUGGGGUUGAAGUUUUUCUAAAAAAAUAGUGAGGAAUUAGUCUGUCGGGAAAAUAAUGAGGUUUUCAGUUUGUCGGAAAAAUGGGGUAUCAGAUUGUCGGGAAAAUAAUGGAGUUUCAGUUUGUCGGGAAAAUAAUGGGGAAUCAAUUUAUCAGGAAAAUAACGAGGUUUUAGUUUGUCGAAAAAAUAAUGGGGUAUCAGAUUGUCGGGAAAAUAAUGGAGUUUCAGUUUGUCGGGAAAAUAAUGGGGUUGAAGUUUUUCUAAAAAAAUAGUGAGGAAUUAGUCUGUCGGGAAAAUAAUGAGGUUUUCAGUUUGUCGGAAAAAAUGGGGUAUCAGAUUGUCGGGAAAAUAAUGGAGUUUUAGUUUGUCGGGAAAAUAAUGGGGUUUCAGUUUGUCGAAAAAAUGAUGGGAUAUCAGAUUGUCGGGAAAAUAAUGGAGUUUCAGUUUGUCGGGAAAAUAAUAGGGUUGAAGUUUGUCGAAAAAAUAGUCAGGAAUUAGUCCGUCGGGAAAAUAAUGGGGUUCAAUUUGUCGAAAAAAUAGUGAGGUUUCAGUUUGUCGGGAAAAUAAUGAGCACAAUUUCGCUCAGCCGAUCGUAUCGAUAAAGUGAAAAGAAAUUUGAUUUUUCCGUGACAAAAUUCAUUUUCUCGGCGGCGAUGUUAUUUUCGAUGCGACAGAAUGAAUCCUUAUUAUUUUCCCGACAGUCUGCUACGACGCUUUUCCUGAAAUGGUAGAAAUCGCCGCGAUAUAAGAUUUUUUUCAACUGGCGCGCAACUGACUAUAGCAUAGUCAAAGAAGAAGUAAAAUGCACUGUAAACCGCGAAAAAAAGGUCUACGAAAUUUAUUUAAAUACUAGCAUUUUUCAAUCGCUGAAAGUGUCAGCUGGCGCUUUGCAAAGGUGACCGAGAUUUUUAAGUCGAAAGUUAGCGAAAAUGCGAAAUUUUUUUUCCAUUCUAUUUUUUCAAAAAAAAGUGAGGAAAGCGUUUUUAACGCCUUGCUUCGGAACGACCGGUGCGAUCUUAUUUCUUCACUCUUAUAUGGCCAAAAAAGCCCUUUUUCUGACCGCUCUCCGCAUUUUUUUGCCUUUCUUCGCCGCAAAAAUCGUUGAAUAUCUCAGCUGCGCCUGCAAAGCGCGAGUUAAAACUUUCAGCAUAUGAUAUGCAACCCAUCCACAACUUUUGCCCAAAAUUUGAAAAAAUUUGAGCGCCGCACUUCUUCCACCUCCUCAGUUAAUUUUCCUCGUUUUUCAGGACGGAAUCACCUGGUACACGCGCUUCUUCCGCGCCGCCAUCUACCUGCUCGCCAUGAUCUACCUGUUCAUGGGGGUCUCCAUAGUGGCGGACCGCUUCAUGGCGGCGAUCGAAGUCAUCACGUCGCACGAGCGCGAAGUUGUCGUCAAAAAAUAUAACGGCGAAAAAACCACAAUCCUCGUUCGGGUAUGGAACGAGACCGUCUCCAACUUAACGUUGAUGGCGUUGGGCUCAUCGGCCCCCGAAAUUCUCCUUUCGAUCAUCGAAAUUGUCGGAAACGGCUUCGAAGCCGGCGAUCUGGGACCGGGCACGAUUGUCGGGUCGGCGGCGUUCAACUUGUACAUCAUUAUUGCGGUCUGUAUGGUCAGUGUGCCCACCGGGCAGAUUCGGAAAAUCGAACGAAAUGAUGUGUUUUAUGUGACCGUGGUCUGGUCGACGUUCGCCUACAUCUGGCUCUACCUGAUUUUGGCUGUUUUCUCGCCGAAUGUCGUGGAGGUGAGGGAAAAAAAUAAAAAAAACUAUUUUUUGACAAAAAAAUCAAAAAAAAAAAAAAAAAAAAAAUUUUGACAAAAAAAAAUCAAAAAAAAUUUUUUUUUGACAAUUCUACCUUUUAAAGUCAUCAAAAUUUUGUAUUUUUCCAAUUAUUAGUAUUUUCAAAAAGUGCGUAGACUUUUUGUCGCGAAGCUUUUCGCACCGUGCAGUUCAUUUUUUCCAAGUUUGUGCACUGUGCGUUUCAUUUUUUUCUCAAGUUUUCGCACCGUGCAUUCGUCAAAACAUCGCCGAAGCAAUCCUUUUCCAACGACGCCGCUGCGAUUUCUUCCUAAUCAUCCGCACAGUGCAAACCUCUUUUUCCAGUUUUCACUGUGCGAAAACAGCAAAAUGCACGGUGCGUGAGCGACAAUGGAAAAAAAACAAAAAUGCACUGUGCAUUCGCGAAAAAAAGGCAAAAAAUGUCUACGCACUUUUUGAAAAAGCAUAAUGAAACUUGUCAUAAAGUGCAUGGACAUUUUUUCCCUUUGCACAGUGCAUUUUGAACCUUUUCCCAGGCUUGUCGCUCAUGCACAGUGCAUUUUCAAAUCACUUUUUUUGCACAGUGCAGACCUCAAAAAAGUUGUUUGCACUGUGCAGACAUUUUGUUUGCUUUUGCACAGUGCAUUUUGAACCUUUUCCCACGCUUGUCGCCGACGCACGGUGCAUUUUUAAACCACUUUUUUCGCACAGUGCAAACCUCCAAAAGAGCCGUUUGCACUGUGCAAAUUCCUGGCGAUGUCGCAGCGAUAUUUUCACGCACAGUGCGAAAACAAAAAAAAAUGAGAUGCACGGUGCAAAACGAGGGCUUUUUGUGGACAGUGCAGGCCGCGAUAAAAUGUCCACGCACUUUAUAAAAACAUUAUUAUCACUCUGUCGGGAAAAUAAUUGUUUGUCAGUUCGUCUGGGAAAUAAUAGGGUAUUAUUCUGUCGGGAAAAUAAUGAGCAUUCUGUUGCUGCGUCAAUCGCGUCGCCGAAGUGAAAAGCAAUUUUACCUUUCCGCGACACAAUUCAUUUUCUCGGCGGCGAUGCGAUUUUUUGCUGCAAAAAAUACACAUUAUUUUCCCGACAGACUGUUAUUCUUCUUCUUCAUGCACGAUUCAUUUUUUCGAUGCGCCAGAAUGCUCAUUAUUUUCCCGGCAGACUAAUAAUCUAUAGCAUUAUAUUUUGCUUCAGGUCUGGGAAGGAGUUCUCACAUUUGUAUUCUUCUUCCUGACGGUGAUCAACGCUUACAUUGCCAACCGUUAUGCACCUUCAUUGGGGCAGAAGAUCCUCGGAAAAGCGCCGGUCAGCUUCCGCCAUCAACAUACGACCGCCAAAGGGCCAAAGGAAAAAGUGCCGGGAAUCGGCGGGCUUGGUCAGACCACCGAUCUGGAGGCCGCGUAAGCUUUUCUGUUCUGUUUUUGACCCUAUUAUCAUCUCUUUCAGUGAAGCCUUGAUGAGCGAGGAAGCCCAUCCGCACAUGGACGCGUUCGUCGAGCAUCGCCGUCGCUUCUACGACACCUUCACCGAGAUCCGCACCAAGCAUCCGGACAUGCCGUUGCAGGAGGUGGCAAGGCUGACGGCGAUCAAGACAGUCAAAAAAGAGCCGAAGAGCAGAGCAUUCCGCCGGAUCCAGGCGACCCGAGGACUCAGCGGAGGGAAGCUGAAGAAGCCAGCGAUUGAUUUGAUCCCAUCUGUAACCACCUACACGUUGGUGGACCCUAGUAAUGAUGCUAAUGAACCGGUGGUCAAGUCGAACAAUCCGGAGGUCACUGUUUAGUAAGUUGCUUGGCAAGUCUUUAAAGAAACGUGAAGGAAAGUCGGAGGCUAUAAGUUCCGGCGGAGGCGGCGUAGAGACUUCGGUUUUUGGAGUAUGUCUUUUUUAGCGACAUUAAUUUUUGCCUAUGAAAUAACAAGGCUGAAAAGUGCAAAAUGAUGUCCCUGCGACCUUUUCAUGUAGGCCACUUUUACCCCGAAAACAAGAAGUGUCUUUAUCAUUGCUUGCAACUUAACAGUUGAAACACAGUGGGGGACCUGAUCCAGUGGCAAAAAACGUACCAUUUUGCAUCCGGGUAGUAUCAAAAAUGUGGCAAAAUGCUUCUCUUUCCAAGUGAAAAAACUUCGUCUUGAAGGGCGUGCACGUCAAACUGGGGAGUCCGGUGACCGGAAUAGACCCUUCGCUAUCGGUUUUUUACAUUUCGUCUUGAUUUCACGGAGAAGUCAGAGAAAAAGACGCGCAAAAGCGUACUCUCUCGCCCCAAAAAAUCCCCAUUUCUUCCCCGAUUAAAAGUUUUUUGGGGUCUCUUUUGGCGGAUUGCCAACGUACUCACCGGAUCGUUUGAGCCUAUUUCAGUUUGACGUGCGUGCCCUUUUCCUCACAAAGAGAGUGGGCGCGCUUUUGAAACCGGAGUUCUUUUCACUUGGAGAGAGAGGUAUUUUGCCACAUUUUUGAUACUUCCCGGAUGCAAAAUGUACAUGUUAUUGUAAUCAAUAAUCAUACCGUUUUCUUACCGGGUUUUCUUUAGUUUCCAACCCUGUCAUAUCAUUUGUGUCGAGGACGUUGGAACUGUCAAAGUCACGGCUCAUGUUGACCGAGGAAACAUUCAACAGCCAUGUGUGGUCACUGUCCAUUAUAGGACGAUUGAAGGGUCGGCCAAAGAGCAUAGCGAUUAUGUCCCGAGAACUGGGGAAUUGACUUUUGAGCCGUUCGAAAAUAAGUGAGUGUUGAACAUAUAAUAUUUUUUUUAAAAGAAGGCGGUAUUUGGAUUGAAGUUUAUAUCAUCAGAUUGUCGGGAAAAUAAUGAGCUUCUGUCGCAUCCAAAAUCGCAUUGCCGCCGAGAAAAUAAAUUGUGUCGCGGCAAAAUCGAAUUGCUUUUCACUUCAGCGACACGAUCGACAUUUUGCUCUUUAUUUUCCCGACAAUCCAUUAUACGCUGUUUUUUUGAUUUGCUAAGAUUUUUGGUGAAGUCGAAUUGCAGUUCCAGAAAAGUACUACGCUUUUCCAGAAGUGCGUAGUCUUUUUGUUCCAAACCGUGCAUUUUACCUGUUACACUGUGCAGUUUAAAAAAGGCUUACGGCGCGGCAAUAUUUCGGUUGAACAGUGCAAACUGCCGGAUGCACAGUGCAAAUGAGGUUUUCUGUAUUAUGCGGCGCGACGAAAGGCCUACACACUUUUGAAAAAGCAUAGUACUACUCAUUUCAUAAAGUGCACAGGCUUUUUACCGCAAGGUUUUUUUGCACUGUGCAUUUUGCUUUGCACUGUGCAAUUCUUAUCUCUCCGCGACAAAAACCUUUUUCUGCAAAAAACAAAAAAAAAAUGCACGACAAGGAUUUUUUAAAAAAGCGCAGCGUCCGUUUGUCGGGAAAAUAAUGAGCACAGUAUCUCUGUGCCAAUCGUGUCGCUGAAGUGAAAAGCAAUUUGAUUUUGUCUUCAUUUUCUCGACGCUGUUUCGAUAGUUUCUCCUUCCAGAAAAGACAUAGAAAUCGAGAUUGUGGACCGUGAUGACUACGAGAACGACGAAGAGUUCUAUGUCCAACUCUACGAGCCAAAAGCGCACCACCAGGACGACCACAACAUCACGUACAAGGCCACUGUUGGCGCUGCAUUCGAGGCGACCGUAAUCAUCGUGGACGACGAUCACGGCGGCUGUUUCACGUUCAAAUCGGAGGUGUUGAAGCUGAAGGAGAGCUGCGGGUACGCCUAUUUGACGGUGAAUCGGACGAGAGGCGCGCGCGGAAGGGUGACGCUGCCGUUCAAGGUGACGGACGGGUCCGCGAAACGCGGCAAGGACUACGAAUGCGGUGACGCCGAGCUGGUCUUUGAGGACAAACAGACAAGGUAGGGGCUAUCUAUAAUGGGGGACCUGACCCAGUGGUAAAAAAUGUGUCAUUUUGCAUCCGGGAAGUAUCAAAAAUGUGGCAAAAUACCUCCCUCUAACUAAAAAAAACUCCGUUUUUAAACACCUUUACCCUCAAAAAAAGGAGACGUUUUUAAAAUGGGAGUUUUUUCACUUGGAGAGGGAGGUAUUUUGCCACAUUUUUUAUACUUCCCGGAUGCAAAAUGGCACGUUUUUGGCCAAUGGAUCAGGUCCGCCACGGUAUAAAUAAACAGCAAAGACAUAACAAAAAAAAGAAACGAAAAUUGGACACCAAUUUCAGUGCCGACAUUCGAAUUCAAAUCUUCAAUGACGAUGAGUACGAGAAGAACGAAGACUUUUACAUCCAGCUGGGACAGCCGGUUUGGCACAAGGAGAAUCAAAUCGGGGAAGAUGGAGCGGACGGAAGACCCAUUCUUGGCGAUCAUACCAGAUGCAAGGUCGUCAUCAUUGAGGAUGAUCAGUUGAAGGUGCGUAUAUUUUGGCCUUUUAUUCAUUAUUUAAUCAUUAAAUAGUUUGUCAGCAAAAUAAUAAGCGCAAUGUCGCUGCGCCGAUCGCAUCGCUGAAGUGAAAAGAAAUUUGAUUUUGCCGCGACACAAUUCAUUUUUUCGCCGGCGAUGCGAUUUUCGACGAGACAGAGUCCUCAUUAUUUUCUCGACAGACUGAUUCGAGUCUUUUCAAUAAAGUGCAUAGACUUUUCGUCGCUUAGCACAGUGCAAACAGAAGAAAAAUGCAAUGUGUGCAGAAAAAAAAGUCUACGCACUUUCUGGAACGCCUAGUAUCAGUCUGUCGGGAAAAUAAUGAGCACAUGCGCGAGUCUGUUUGCCAAGCUGUUGAAGUGAUUUCUGCAACAUGCAAUGCCCAAGAAAGGUCAAGGCGACAGCCCAAAAAAGCCUGGUCGCGGUUGCCACAUAGCACUAGUCGUUUCAGAAAGUUCGUAGACUUUUUCGGCCUUUUCUCGCACCGCACAAUGCAUGUUGCGCAACGGGAUUUUUAUCGAAGCAUUUUGCACAGUGCAAUUUCUCGUACACCUAAAAUUCGGGCCGAUUCCGUUAAAAAAGCUUGUGUCGCUGCGAUAUUCCACUUGUACGGUGCAAAGGUUCAAAUGCACGUCGCAAGAAAGGAUUUUGUGCACGGUGCGGUCCUCGAAAAAAGUCUAAAAAAGUCUACGCACUUUAAACAAAAAAAAAAUUUCACUUACUGUCAAUAGAAGAAUGAGUAAAUAGGCCUCCCGGCAGUGAAAAAUUACAAAAUCUCACAAUACUUAACCCCAUUUUUUCAGAGUAUUGUGGACAAAGCGAUCAAGCACACAACUUCCUCAAUUAUGGUCGGGACUUCGUCCUGGAAGCAGCAGUUUAGAGAUGCGUUCGAAGUGAAUGCCGACGACGAUGACGAUGGGGAUGACGAGGACUCCGAUGAGAAGAAACAAAUUGUGAAAGCGGAGAGAGAGCCGACCACAUUCCAACUGGUCAUGCACUAUUUGAAUUUGCCGUGGAAAAUUCUGUUUGCCACUAUUCCUCCGACCGAUUACAUGAAUGGUAAGGGAAGUUUUUGAUGACAUAUCUGUCGGGAAAAUAAUGUGGAUUUGCCGCAAUUUUUUUUUUUAUUUUUGAUAUAAUAUUUCCAGGCUGGAUUUGUUUCAUCGUAUCCAUCAUUUUUAUCGGCCUUCUGACAGCUGUGAUUGGCGAUGUCGCUUCAAUGUUUGGUUGCACGAUUGGAUUAAAAGAUGUGGUUACUGCGAUUACUUUGGUUGCUGUCGGCACCAGUGUUCCAGGUAAAGGAGUUUGAUGUUUUUUAUAUAAAAUACUGUAGAACUUGUGUAUGCAUACACACUAUUUUUGCUCCCUUGCAAACCAUAGUGCAAACCCCAUGUUCCACCGUGCAUUUCACAUUUUGCACUGUGAAACCGAAAUAUCGCUCGGCGGAGGGCAUUUUGUACUGUGCCGCCUUUCUGAAGCGAUUGAACACGGCUUGUACGGUGCAAAAAGAAGCAAAAUGCACAGUGGGAAACGAUUUGACAACGGUUUUCACGGUGCAAAACGAUUCGAGAAAAUUUGCACGGUGCAAAAAAAAGUAAAGUGCACAGUGCAAGAUGACUUGAAAAAGGAUUUGCACUGUGCGGAAAAGAGGCAAAAUGCACUGUGCAAAAAUUUCGGAAGGCCCGCACCGUAAAAAAACGCAAAUUGCAGUGUGCGCCGCGACAAAGACAAGUGACAAACCGCACCGUGCAAAGCGACUUGAAAACAGUCUGCACGGUGCGAAAAAGGCAAAAUGCACAGUGCAAGACGAUUCGAAAAAAAUUUGCACGGUGCAAAAAGGGUCACCAUGCACUGUGCAAAAAAUGUAAAAUCCUCAAUGAAAAAUGAUUCAAAACGAACUUGCACGGUGCAAAAAGAGGCAAAAUGUACUGUGCAAAAUGAUUAAAAAAAUUGCACUGUGCCAAAAAAAGAUAAAAUGCACUGUGCAAAAACGAUUCGAAAGAAAAUUUGCACGGUGCAAAAUGCCUCAGAAAGAGAAUAGUUUGCACCGUGCAAAAUGAUUCGAAAAAGAUAUGCAUGGUGCAAAAAAAGUAAAAUGCACUGUGCGAAAUUAUUCAAAAACGGUUUGCACGGUGCAAAAAAAGUAAAAUGCACUGUGCCAAACGACUCAAAAAGGGAAUGGUUUCCAAUGUGCAAAAAACGAAAAAAUGUGAAUCAACAUCUACAUCUUCUUUUUUUCAGACCUCUUUGCCUCCAAACUGGCCACUCAACAAGAUCCCACGGCCGACGCCGCCAUUGGCAAUGUGACCGGCUCCAACGCCGUGAACGUUUUCCUGGGCAUCGGGAUCGCGUGGGCGAUGGCCGCCAUCUUCCAUUGGUACAAGGGCACCGUGUUCCGGGUGCAAGCCGGCUCGCUGGGCACGUCGGUGAUCAUCUUCUUGCUCGGCUCCGUGAUCUGCAUCGGAGUUUUGGCGCUGCGGCGCAAAAACGCGAAAAUCCGCGGGGAAUUGGGCGGGCCGAAUCGGCUGAAGUACGCGUCCGCCGCCCUGUUCGUCGCCCUCUGGCUGGGCUACGUGCUGAUCAACUCGUUGAGCGCAUAUUGCUUACUGCCGUUCUAG